Molecule: messenger RNA, 1647 nt
Organism: Phlebotomus papatasi
Lineage: Eukaryota; Metazoa; Arthropoda; Insecta; Diptera; Psychodidae
Product: arylsulfatase B-like
Exons: 4
Coding region: 1-1647 (548 amino acids)
Source: RefSeq, a predicted model, not a curated record
AUGUACAAUCAAGUACCUGGACAAAUUGGUGUCCCAAUACAAUGUGAAAAUGCAGCAAGUGUUCAGAAUAAACCCAAUUUAGUGAUAAUCAUGGCAGAUGAUUUAGGAUCCCAUGAUAUAAGUCUGAGAGGAAGUAAUGAGAUUCUGACACCAAAUAUCGAUGCCCUAGGCUAUCAAGGAACUAUCUUCAAUCAUCACUAUACCUGUGCUAUGUGUACACCUACAAGAGCAGCUUUGCUAACUGGAAAAUAUCCUAUUCACAUGGGAAUGCAGCAUUAUGUACUGCGAACAGGUGAACCCAGAGGUCUUCCGCUGAAUGAAAAACUUCUCCCUGAGUACCUCAAAGAAGUUGGGUACAAGACCCAUAUCAUAGGAAAGUGGCAUCUUGGCUUUGCCAAGAAGUCAUUUAUUCCCACGAACAGGGGUUUUGAAUCCCAUAUAGGAUAUUUGGGGGCUUUUAUUGAUUACUUUGAUAGUACCGUAAGGUUCAAUAAUUCACCAUUUUCCCCUGGAUUUGAUUUUCGACGCAAUGAAAGUGUCUACAGAGACAGAGUUGGAGAAUAUUUAACAGAUGUUUUGACUGAUGAGGCAUCGAAGAUCAUUAGGGGUCAUGAUCCAUUGCAAGGACCUCUAUUUCUUUACUUGUCCCACCAAGCUCCUCAUGCUGCAAAUGAUGAUGAUCCUCUUCAGACUACCUCAGAGGACAUUGAGAAAAUGCAACAUAUCCAAGAUCCAAAGAGAAGAGCAUAUGCUGCAAUGGUCAGAGCCUUAGAUCGAUCUGUUGGAAGGGUCAUACGAGUCCUAGAGGAGAAGGAAAUGCUGAAAAAUACAGUUAUUUUGUUCUUCUCAGACAAUGGAGGUCCAACUCUAGGGCUAUACAACAAUCGUGCAUUCAAUUAUCCACUGAGAGGGCAAAAAAAUGGUCCUUGGGAAGGAAGUUUUCGAGGAACGGCAAUCCUUUGGAGUCCAUUACUGAGAAAACGACACUACGUCUCUAAGCAUUUGAUACACAUUACUGAUUGGCUACCAACAUUUGCCAAUUUAGCAGGGGCUACAUCCUACAAAUACAAAAAGCUCGAUGGGUACGACAUUUGGUUGACUGCAUCUAAUAAUCUGCCACCAAUUCGAAGAGAAAUCUUGCACAAUAUUAAUCCAAUUGAUGGAUAUUCCUCAUUUUACCGAGAUGGUUGGAAAUAUGUUAAUGGAACGACUUUGGCUGGUCAAUACGACUCUUGGCUGGGAAAUAUAUCUCAAGAAAGCUUUCCUGAAAAUUUAAAUUACCCCGAACUUGUGAUGAACAGCGAUGUGUGGCAGACUCUUAAUCCCUUUGCUGCAAAGAUAUUAAAGACAAAGGACAUUGAGGCGAUUAGGAAAAAUACAAAGAUCAAAUGCGGAAAGAGAAUUCCAUUUUCAAGAACUUGUGAGCCACUUAAAGCCCCCUGUCUCUUCUAUCUGACGAAAGAUCCUUGCGAAAUUAGCAAUUUGGCGCACUUUCGACCAGUUAGAAUGCAGGUGAUAAAAGAGAGGCUGGAGCAUUACGAAAAAUCUUCAAUACCUCCAAGCAAUUUACCACCCGACCCAGAGAGUGAUCCAGCGUUAAAUGAUUACUUGUGGACUUGGUGGUUGGAGAAGGAUGACAAACGGUAA